AUGUCGGACUUGCAAAUCAAGCCCUUCAUUCGCUUCGCCAGGAUCCAAGGGUCAUCAAUCUUAGAAAGAGAUUUCAGCACAGCCGGGAACCUUGUCAGUGAUCAGCAUAGGAGGUUACUUCCCCAAAAUGUGGAAAAGAUGAUGUUCAUCAAAAUGAAUUACCAGUUCCUUGAGGAAGACCUUUCCUGGCAAUUACAUCCAAAAAAUACAGAGGCACCUGCAAUGGUAGAUUCCAGGGGUGACAAUUUAAUAUUGUGUGAAGUAGAGGAUGUGCAUACUGAUGGGGGUGUGGAACUGGAUGAUGAUGAUGAUGAUGAUGAUGAUGAUGACAAUGGCUACAUCUUGUCUAUGUGGAGCCAGUUUAUGACAUUUCAAUUUAACCCAAAAUUGGGGAUUGAUAAUCCUGCUUUGUGCCUUGGAGAAGACCCAGGUUUAGCCCCUGAGCCGGCAACUCGGACCUGUGUGCUAAGAAAAGAUGCGAAUGGUCUAUUUGGCUUCCAUCUACACAUGGGUGGACGAGAUGGUCAUGUUGUAAGCCAUGUUGUUCCUGGAGGACCAGCUCACCUUGGCGGACUAAAAGAUGGAGAUCAGCUACUGCAAAUUAAUGGGGAGUAUGUACAUAAACAGGAGCACAUAAGGGUUGUGGAGAAAAUAAAUUCUUGUGAUUCCCGCAUAUCACUAACAGUUCUUGACAAGAACAGCUAUGAGAAAUUGCGCACUGAUAAUGUUUCACCAUUGUCCGUUCUUACCAACUGUCUUCCGGAGUCCUGCCCCAGACCACAGCUCUGCCUUAUACGGAAUGAGGGACGAGGUUUUGGGUUCACUGCUAGUGCUACAGGUGGUGUUCGUGGCACAUUUCUACUCACAGUGGAAGAUGGGGGUUCUGCACAAAAAGCUGGUGUACCUCAGGGAGCCCGACUUCUUGAUGUUAAUGGUGAAAAUAUCAUGAGCUUCACACUGAGUCAGCUGACCAAAAAGUUGCAACAAAAUACUUCAUGUGUGGUGCUACUAGUCCUGGAAUCAUCUGCAUUAGGAGUCUACGAAUCUCAUGGAGUUACACCAAGUAUAGCAUUAGCUGAUACAUCUUCAUUACUUUACAAAACACGGAAGCUUCACCUGGUGCGGGGUCCACAGGGGUACGGUUUCCUAUUAAGGCAAGAGAAGUGUCUAGGAGGACAUGGACAGUUCCUACGUGAGUUGGAUCCAGGACUGCCAGCAGAAGAUUCUGGAAUGCGUGAGGGGGACCGUUUGUUAGCAGUGAAUGGACAAAGUGUGAAGGGAAUGGAGCAUGAGGAUAUCGUCAGUCUCAUUCAGAACAGUGGAAACCAAGUAACUCUACUUGUCAUCAGUAAUGAGGGAGACAGGUUCUACAGUGAGAUUGGAGUUUCCCCUCUGCUAUUUUAUGAAGACAAGGUCUGCCACAAAAAUUCUGCUGAUGUCAUGGGUGACUUAUCUGCAUCUAACACUAUACAGGUAGAAGAAUCUUUGUCACAACCGGAGACAGAAAAAGGUAACACGGUGGUACAGAGCAGCGAGGAAUAAGAUGAGAAUUUUGACAAAUCCGGUUUGGCAGUGACCAGAAUCAUUUUUAUGGAGAAGACUCCAAAUCUCCUGCCCCAAUUUCUGCAUUGAUUGUCAAAUUAUUGAAAAUUUUUGUACAGUUGGAAUUUACACUUUAUAUAAUAUAUAUAUAUAUAUAUAUAGAUAUAUAUAGAUAUAUAUGUAUAUAUAUAUAUGUGUGUGUGUGUGUGUAUAUCUAGCAUUGCUAGACUUACAAAAUACCCAGAACAUGAAAUCCAAACACUUUAUGUACUAUCCCCAUAGAAAUAUUUACAGCAUACAGUACAUGUACAGCAUAUAAUAAAUUAAUUACCUGUAUGCGUGCUUCUUGUAAAUUAUACAUUUUAAACACAUAUUAGCAGCAUAUUACUCUGCCCCCAUUAAUUGCUACUAAUCUGUAUAAGCACAAUACUACACUACCUGCAAUUGUCACUCUACGUAUGUGGUACCUACAGUGCCUUGCUAAAGUAUUCACCCCCCUUUGCAUUUAUCAUGUUUUGUUGCCUCACAACCUGGAAUUAAAAUGGAUUGUUUGAA
Messenger RNA from Pseudophryne corroboree (corroboree frog), 2097 nucleotides. RefSeq names its product NHERF family PDZ scaffold protein 4 (gene NHERF4). Gene Ontology annotation, cellular component: apical plasma membrane. The record is from RefSeq and is a predicted model, not a curated record. Gene Ontology annotation, biological process: protein localization to plasma membrane. The transcript is spliced from 9 exons. Lineage: Eukaryota; Metazoa; Chordata; Amphibia; Anura; Myobatrachidae. Bases 1 to 1542 code for a protein of 513 amino acids. Gene Ontology annotation, molecular function: signaling receptor binding; protein-membrane adaptor activity.